Cornus florida is the source of this 1725-nucleotide messenger RNA. RefSeq lists its product as uncharacterized. Lineage: Eukaryota; Viridiplantae; Streptophyta; Magnoliopsida; Cornales; Cornaceae. The transcript is spliced from 2 exons. The coding region runs from base 665 to 1699 and encodes 344 amino acids. The record is from RefSeq and is a predicted model, not a curated record.
CGCUGCCGCUGCAUACUUGCCAGAGAGUUGAGAGACGAAUGGUGUUUGGCUACAAGUGCUCGCUAUCCUAAUCUAGGUUGAUAUAAACUGGAUUUGUUUGGGCCCGAUUUAAGGUCCGGCCCAUUAUAUCUGAUCCAAGAUCCGGCCCGUUAGAUCCGAUCCAGGAUCCGGACCAUUAGAUCUGAUCCAAGAUCUGGCCCGUUAGACCCGAUUCAGGAUCCGGCCCUGUUCGACCCGAUUCAGGAUCCGGCUCUGUUCGACCCGAUUCAGGAUCCGGUCCGAUUCUCUUGCCGGGUCUGUUCUGCUCCGAAUCUUCUUUUGUUCCCGGUUCAACUCUGGUCUUGCCUUCUCGUGUUCAACAACUUCUUUGGUAACUUGGCGGAGAUAAGUUCUUUUUUUUUUUUUUUUCUCUUUUCAUAUUCACAUCUCCAUGCCGGAAGAUUCAAAUUUUGCUUCUGGGUCUUCUGGAGUUAAAUCUUCUGCAACAUAUGCUGAUCCUGUUGGGCUGCAAAUUACAUCUAUGAAAUUAAGUAAUUCUAAUUACUUACUAUGGGCUCAAGCAGUAAAGAUUUCUUUAGGUGCCCGACUAAAACUGUAGUUUAUUACUACUGAUCCUCCAUCAAAAACAUCAGCAACAUAUGAGGAGUGGGAAACUAAUAACUAUAUGGUUAUGUCCUGGUUGUGGAACAGUAUGGAACCUUCAAUUGCAUCCACUUUUAUGUUUGUCAACACUGCCAAGGCAAUCUGGGAUGCAAUUAAAGAAACUUAUUCUAUGGACACAAAUAUUUCGCGCAUAUAUUCAUUGUAUGAAAAGAUAUUUCAUUCUCAUCAAUCUGACUUCUCUAGUCAAGGCCUUGGUGAGUAUUACAGUAAUUUCAAAAGCCUGCUAGAUGAGUUAAAUCAGUACCACCCCUUGACUACUAAUCCUGAUGUUCUCAAGCGACAACGUGAGGAAUUUUCUGUUUCAAUUUUUCUUGCUGGUUUGCACCCGAACCUUCAUAAUAUUCGGGACCAGAUUCUUGCGGGUGAUGGAGGACUCCCAUCUUUGGGUAACAUUUACUCCCGCUUACUUAGGGUUUCAGAACAAUCACAUGUGACACCCACUGGAGUGAAAGAAAAUUCAGCUAUGAUGAUUCCUUCUAUUUUUCCACAGUCCUCUAGAGGUCGUGAUAGUUCUACUGGCAACAGAGGGUAUGGUGGAAAUUCAGGUGAUACUCCUAGUGGCAACAGAGGGUAUGAUGGAAAUUCAGGUAGUUCUCGUGGUAGUAGUGGCCGUGAUAGAAGUCGCAAUCGCCGUGGUCGUGGACGUAGUGACACUCGUAUGUGCAGCCACUGUAAAGGUACUAACCAUUCUGUUGAGAACUGUUGGACUCUUCAUGGGAAACCAGCAUGGGCAAAUCAAGCAGUAUCUUCCUCUGACCUUUCGGGGUCUCAUCCCUCUCCUGGUCAGACUUCUGUAUUACCAUCACCUGCAUCUACUAGUGACAUUGUGGCACUAUCACUAUUACGAGCUGAGUUCAAUGCUUUAGUCAACCGGACACAUCCCAACUCUACUGAUGUAGUUAAUUUUGCGCAAUCACGUAAUAUUGCAUGCUUGUCCAAUUUACAGACUUCAGCAUCCCCUUGGGUUAUUGACUCUGGGGCUUCUACCCAUCUCACAGGUUCUCAACACGAAACAGACGAUUGGUGGGGGCAGUAACAUAAAUGGCCUAUACUAUUUGGAUU